GUUAUAUUAUCUCUAUAUAACCUCUUCCCCCUUGCCUCCUUCAUAUUCCACAAUUCAUCCCCUUCGUCCUUUCAAGUCUAACACUAUAACAAUGGCCAUUUCUCCUGCUUCCUUCCUAUCCUCCGAGCAGGAAAUGCCUCGCCCAAAGGAUGUCGGUAUCCUCGCAAUGGAAGUCUACUUUCCCCACAGAUGCAUAUCUGAGGCUGACCUCGAGGUCUUUGAUGGUGUACCAGCAGGAAAGUACACCAUUGGUCUCGGCCAGGAAUUCAUGGCCUGCUGUGAUGACCGGGAAGACAUCAACUCUUUUGCUCUCAAUGCCGUUUCCGGUCUUCUUGAGCGUUACGAUAUCGACCCAAAGUCCAUUGGUCGCAUUGAUGUCGGAACUGAGACUAUCAUCGACAAAUCCAAGUCCGUGAAGACAACCCUCAUGGACCUUUUCGCCGAAUCUGGUAACUUCGACAUCGAAGGUAUCGAUUCCAAGAACGCAUGCUACGGUUCCACUGCUGCGCUUUUUAACGCAGUCAACUGGGUCGAAUCCACCUCGUGGGACGGUCGCAAUGCUAUUGUUGUCGGUGGUGACAUUGCUAUUUACGCUGAGGGUGCUGCACGCCCAGCCGGUGGUGCUGGUGCUGUCGCCCUUCUCAUUGGUCCCAACGCACCUGUCGUCGUUGAGCCGAUUCACGGUAAUCACAUGACCAACACGUACGAUUUCUACAAGCCCCGAUUGGACUCGGAGUACCCCGAGGUUGACGGGCCUGUCUCAGUUACCACCUACACUUCUGCAUUGGAUAACGCAUACUCGCGCUUCCGUGAAAAGACUGCUAAAGCUAAGAAGGCUCAGCUCAACGGCCACGCGAAUGGCAAGGAGUCUCUGACCUCCUUCUCCAUCGAUGACAUCGACUACGCUGUCUUCCACAGCCCAUACGGCAAGCAGGUCCAGAAGGGUCUCGGCCGUCUAUUCUACAACGACUUCCUUGCAAACCCCUCCUCGCCUUAUUUCGCUAACGUCGCCAACCCCGAAUCUGUCCUCGCGACCUCAUACACCGCUUCCCUCACUGACAAGAACCUCGAGAAAACCUUCAUUGGUGUCUCGAAGGCAACAUACGCCAAGAAAGUUGAGCCCGGCAUGGCCUGCUCGAAACGCCUGGGCAACAUGUACACGGGUUCGCUUUACGGCUGCCUUGCCUCUGUCCUGUCUUCCGUUGCACCUUCCGAGCUUUUGGGCAAGCGUUUGAGCAUGUUCGCUUUCGGUUCUGGCUGCGCUGCCAGCUUCUUCACUCUCCGUGUCAAGGGUGACACGUCAGAGAUCCGGGAGAAGAUGGACUUGCUCCCUCGCUUGGCAAGCAUGAAGCUCGUGCCUUGCCAGGAAUACGUUGACGCACUCACACUCCGUGAGAAAAACCACAACGCUGUGAACUACACGCCAGAGGGCUCCGUCGAGAACAUCUGGCCUGGCACAUUCUACCUCGAGAGCGUAGACAGCAAGUUCCGUCGCAAAUACGCACGCGCACCCAAGGCAUGAGUCAUUGCGGGCUGCGUGUCAUCAUCUUAUGUUUUUGCUUCAUGAUAUCUGUUUGGGUUUUGACUUGCAUUACAUUUAGAAGCAUAUACCUCAUCAACGCGCCGGUAGUAUGAUAGUGUUUGUAUAUUUGUAGAAGAAGAUGUUGAAUUACUACGGCGAUAAUACAAUUCAUUCGCACGGAAGAGAGAUUUGCUAGAUCA
Suillus clintonianus is the source of this 1722-nucleotide messenger RNA. RefSeq names its product hydroxymethylglutaryl-coenzyme A synthase C terminal-domain-containing protein. Gene Ontology annotation, molecular function: hydroxymethylglutaryl-CoA synthase activity. Gene Ontology annotation, biological process: ergosterol biosynthetic process; acetyl-CoA metabolic process. The transcript is spliced from 5 exons. The record is from RefSeq and is a predicted model, not a curated record. Lineage: Eukaryota; Fungi; Basidiomycota; Agaricomycetes; Boletales; Suillaceae. Bases 92 to 1522 code for a protein of 476 amino acids.